Molecule: messenger RNA, 2135 nt
Organism: Coccidioides posadasii C735 delta SOWgp
Lineage: Eukaryota; Fungi; Ascomycota; Eurotiomycetes; Onygenales; Onygenaceae
Cellular component (GO): RSC-type complex; nucleus
Molecular function (GO): chromatin DNA binding
Source: RefSeq, a predicted model, not a curated record
CAAGGGAGGAGCUCAGGUUGACCAGACCUGUCUGACCAAGAAACUCAAGAUGCCCAGGAAGCGCAGGGCAGCUGCGAAAGCAGCUCCCGCAGCUCGAAAGUCUGUCGCGAAACAUACUCCUGAGGACUCUGAUGUCGAAAUGCAUGAUGCUCCCGCGUCACCAGCAGCCCAGGCAGAAGAUCGAGAGGAAUCCACUCUUCCAGAACAACACGACGCCGAGCAGGAUGAUGACCAAGAUGAAACGGGCGAAGAAGCAAAGUCAGCGCAGCCUCAAGAACCAGAGCAAGAAAAAGGACAGGAACUGGAGAAAGAAGGUGAACAAAUAGCUGAAGGCGACGAUGAACAAGAGCCCACCGUGCCGUCGACUCCUCUCCCCGACUCGGAAGAGCCAUCCCGUCAAGACACGCCCUCUCGCACUCCGGGAAGGGUAUCUGCGAUUCCUCCUGGCCCUCGAAAGCGUCGUCCCGGUCGCCCACCCAAAAAUCGCCCUCCGGACUGGGAGGCACCAGAAACAGGGGAGCCUCGUUCCGAUGCCAGCGCGCCUCCGCGAAAAAGAGGUCGUGGCCGUCCAUCCGCUGGAGGAAGAUGGGGAAAGUCGAGGGGUGGGCCGUCGCAUGUUAUCCAGGUUCCUGUUGAUAAAGAAGGGAAUAUGAUGAACGUCAUUAAUGAUGAAGUCGACUUGCCAGAGGAUCCUGAGGGUGAAACAAAGGUGGACAAGCUUGGUAAUUUGCUCGGUGGGCGUGAGUAUCGAGUGCGAACAUUCACCAUUUUAGACCGGGGUGAGAGACAGUACAUGCUGUCAACAGAACCUGCGCGAUGUAUUGGGUUUCGUGAUUCAUAUCUCUUUUUCCAGAAGCACAAGUUGCUCUAUAAGAUCAUCAUUGAUGAUGAUGAGAAGAGGAACCUGAUUGAGAGGGAAAUCAUUCCACAUUCAUACAAAGGCCGUGCAAUUGGUGUGGUUACCGCGCGGUCAGUCUUCAGAGAGUUUGGUGCAAAGAUUAUUAUUGGUGGCCGCAAGGUUAUUGAUGACUACGGCGUGAAAGCUGCUAAGGAGCGUGGGGACGUUGAGGGCGAGUUGGCCGUACCAGAAGAUAUUUUACCUGGCCCCGGUGAAACUUAUGAUCGCAACCGCUACGUUGCCUGGCACGGAGCAAGCAGUGUUUAUCAUUCUGGUGCACCAUCAGUUCCAAUGCCUGCUGGAAAAGCCAUGGAGGCUAAGAAGAAGAAGGUCAUUGUGACCGGAGAUAACUGGAUGGUUGAGCAUGCUAGAGCAAGCAGUGCAUUCAACUCUUCUCUAGCCAAGAUGCGGCUUGAAGCCAUGAGUGGAGUCUACGAUAUCCAUACCAACACUAUGCUCUAUCCUCGAGACAUGCAACCCUCGCAUAUUCGCGUAGAACGCGUCGAACCGCCCCAGGAAGAGAGCGCAGCCGAUCGGCAGAAGCUCAUCGAUAGCGCCAAUAACGAGCUCCAACGCCUUCAGAUCUCCACGGCCGAGACCCCAGUCCUAAAUGGCAUUACUAGCGAGAACGGCGGCGAAGGCUCCAACGCGACCAAGUCUGACAGCAAAGAGAAUUCUGCUCCUGCUCCCAAGACCACCGCUGCGGGCCCUCCUUUAGGUUCCUCGACUAUCUUCCCCAAAGUGGCAUCUCGUGUCUCACGCCAUUAUGCGGUCCAAGAUGUCUACUAUGAAACCCCGUCAUACACGGCUCUCGGCGCUCCAGGACCAAACGGCAGCGGGCAUUCAAGCGGUCUAGUCACGGUAGACCCCAACACCGGCGAGCCGAUCUUCAAUAUGGACACGGAGCUUCUCAAAGAGCUGCCUCCGGAAUGCCGCGAAGCGUACAUUGAAGCGGCAAUGAAGGAAUGGGAAUGGAAGCGGCAGUUCACUCCUGUCGGAGAGAAUCGGGGAGUCAGCCGGCUAAAGAUGAGCUACUCUUACGCUCCCUGAAGCCUGGAAGGGAUUAGGACAAGUUUGCGGGUUUCUCAUUGUUGUUCUACUAGGAGGAUUCUUUGCUAAUGCUGGCGAAUUGGGAAAGGGGGAAAAACAGGCCAAAGGGAUAGGAAAUGCUCUUUUCUGCAAUGGAUUCUUUUACGGCGUCUCUACGGCACGUGUUCUGGCUCUUUCAUGUGUUACG